This is a messenger RNA of Zychaea mexicana, 1392 nucleotides long. Its product is annotated as hemolysin-III related-domain-containing protein. Gene Ontology annotation, molecular function: signaling receptor activity. NCBI's taxonomy places the organism in Eukaryota, Fungi, Mucoromycota, Mucoromycetes, Mucorales, Lichtheimiaceae. The record is from RefSeq and is a predicted model, not a curated record. The transcript has 6 exons. Gene Ontology annotation, cellular component: membrane. Bases 95 to 1192 code for a protein of 365 amino acids.
UUUUUUUGGCCAGCAUUUAUAUAAAGCCCACUCCACCUUGUUCAAUUUUUUUGGUGGGUUGCAAAUAGAAACACGAAAGAAACAUUUGUGGGGCAUGGUAACUUAUACUACGCCAAGACAACGACAGAAACAACAGCAAAGGCCGGAAGACAACGACGACGACGACGACGAAAGUAAACGAUCUAUGCAAACGACGCGUUCCAAUAGCGACGACGACGAUCUUGAAGAUUCUUCUUCCUCUUAUCGAAUGAGCGAUUCACGCGAUUUCUGCCGUGACAAUAAUAAUGAUGACGACGACGAUCGUACCAACUUGUUGGGUAAACCGAAUCCGAGGACUCAAACAAAAACAGUAUCAUGGUCAGAACUACCGCAAUGGAUGCAGGACAAUAUCUAUAUUACCGCCGGUUAUCGCAGGCCUACAGGAAGCUAUACAAAAUGCAUCCAGAGUCUGUUUUAUCUUCAUAAUGAAAGUGUGAAUAUCUGGAGCCAUUUAUUGGGAUUUAUUCUCUUUCUCGGCCUCGCCAUUCAUUUCGUCUGGCAACAGCCUUUUGCAGACAGUCUCACAGCAGCUGAUUACAUUUACUUUUUCUGUUUCAUCGCCGGCGCCAUGGUGUGUUUGGGCUUCAGUAGCAGUUUCCAUUGCUUUUCGUGUCAUUCAGAACCCGUCGCUGCCCAGUGGAACCGUUGUGAUUAUGCAGGCAUUGUCACCCUUACUGUUGGCUCGUUUUAUCCGCUCCUUUAUUAUGGCUUUCAUUGCCAUCCGACCUUACAAAUCAUUUACCUAGUCAUCAUUACGAUUCUCGGCUCAUUGACUGCAGCCGUAGCGCUCUUGAAACAUUUCCGAACACCAGCUUAUCGAUGGAUGCGCACUGGUCUUUUCUUGGCACUAGGCUUAUUCGGAAUUGUACCUACUCUGCAUGGCGUCAUCAUUUAUGGAUUUGGUAAUUCUGCGGAUACGAUUUCUUUGUGGAACCUGGUCCUGAUGGCCGUAGCCUAUGUUGGUGGUGCAUUGAUCUAUGGGUGUCGCAUUCCUGAGCGCUGGUAUCCUGGAUCAUUUAAUAUCUGGUUUGCGUCCCAUCAAAUUUUUCAUGUCUGUGUACUUAUUGCAGUGACAUCGCAUUAUAUUGGUGUUAUGCGAGCCAUGGCAUUCUGGCAUCAAAAGGACAACCCUCUAUGCGCUCAAUUCAUCUAAUCUGCAAGAGACAUCUAUACAUGACUCGCUUCCACAUCACUCUCUACAUAUAUUAAACCACAUUCCAACUUUUUGUUCUUUGUAUAUGCAUUCCCCCUUCCCUACUCUUUUUUUUAUAUUUUAAAAAGCGUUUCAUAUUAAAACAAAAAACAAACAAACAAUAGAAAUGAUACAUAUUUAUAUAUAUAUAUAUAUAUAAA